AUGGCUAUAAGAUCGUCGAGUCCCACAAACCGUCAUUGGCAGACAGUGCACCGUUACACCAGGACGGGACGGAUUAUUCCUACUUCUUCUCCGGUCUAUGUAGGUUCCGAAAAACAAGAAAUGUGGAUGGCAAUCGAUACUGGAGCACCCAAUACCUGGGUCUUCGACUCGAAAUGCACUGAGCCUGUCUGCAUACAUCAUCACACUUUCGACCGGUCUGCAUCAACCAGCUUUACCACCGACAAUUUGGCUUUCAGCCUCUUUUACGGGAGCGGCAAGGUCGACGGCAAGAUGGGGAAAGACACCCUCUCAAUUGCAGGGCUCGAAGUCUUGCAAACUUUUGGUCUAGCCAACAAUGCCUCGGAAACCUUUGAGAGUUACCCAUUUGACGGGAUUCUUGGCCUGGGUCGGUCGCAUACAUCAGGGUGGAAUCUGCCAUCCUUCAUGGAUCUCGUUGCGGAGAAAAAGCUUAUCAAAUCAAACUUGGUUGGGUUCAGUCUCUCUCGCUCAGAAGACAAUCACAAGGAUGGGGAAAUCAACUUUGGUGAUGUCGAUACAACUAAAUUUGAUGGCACCAUAUCCUACACUGCUACCAAUGACAAAAUCUGGAACAUCCCCUUGGAUGAUGCUUAUGUGAAUGGCCAAAGUUGCAACUUUACUGGAAAAUCCGCUACCAUCGACACCGGCACUACCUAUCUCCUGAUCCCUCCCGCGGAUGCCAAAGCCCUCUUUUCUCUCGUCCCUGACUCCUCUCAACAGCCCUCCAACCCGAACAACUAUUUGAUCCCAUGUAACUCGACUGCCACCAUAGAGUUCGAGUUCUCUGGUGUCAAGUACAACGUCUCCCCUAAGGAUUAUGUCGGAAAUCCGGAGCCGGACGGCUCGGACUACUGCAUUUCGACCAUUGUCGGCUACGCAUCAAAUGGUGCAGACUGGCUCGUUGGCGAUGUCUUUUUGAAAAAUGUCUACACCGUGUUCGAUUUCGACAAUGGCCAGAUCGGUUUCGGCGCGCUCGCCUCGGCCUCGGCCUCAGCCUUGAAGUCGAACUUAGACCCAUCUUCAACCUCAUCCUCUUCAUCCUCGUCCCCGCCCCAAGGCAAUGGGACAUUCACUGCACCGCCAGUCACUGGAACUGCUGCGUCUACUGCUGACGCCACGUCAUCAUCAUCACCGACCUCCUCUGCAAUGGCCACAGUAUCGGGCAGCUCCGCAUCCCACCUCGUCCACAGCAUUAGCUGGUCUAUGCUCACAGUCAUGAUUGGCGCAUUCGCUGUUUGA
Messenger RNA from Penicillium mononematosum, 1278 nucleotides. Its product is annotated as pepsin-like aspartic protease. Lineage: Eukaryota; Fungi; Ascomycota; Eurotiomycetes; Eurotiales; Aspergillaceae. Gene Ontology annotation, molecular function: aspartic-type endopeptidase activity. The transcript has a single exon. Gene Ontology annotation, biological process: proteolysis. Bases 1 to 1278 code for a protein of 425 amino acids. The record is from RefSeq and is a predicted model, not a curated record.